Molecule: messenger RNA, 2142 nt
Organism: Pristis pectinata (smalltooth sawfish)
Lineage: Eukaryota; Metazoa; Chordata; Chondrichthyes; Rhinopristiformes; Pristidae
Product: zinc finger protein
Exons: 7
Coding region: 151-936 (261 amino acids)
Cellular component (GO): nucleus
Molecular function (GO): nucleic acid binding; zinc ion binding
Source: RefSeq, a predicted model, not a curated record
CAUCCUCCGACGCCGAAGGAGCGUUACCACAGCCAGUUGCUCUGUCUCAACCCGAGAGACGAGGAGGGGAAGGCAAGGCAAGGCAAGGCAAGGCAAGAAGAACCACACACACACAAAGGAAAGGAGACAUUGUCCCACCGUCCGACCAGGAUGAAAUCUGCGGGCUCAGGCGUCCUCGAGUUAUUCACGGACAGCUACUGUAACACCUGCAAUGCGCAACUGAUCUCUGAGUCGCAGCGAGUGGCCCAUUACGAGAGCAAGAAACACGCCAACAAGGUUCGCUUGUACUACAUGUUGCACCCUGAAGAUGGUGGGCCCCCCUCCAAAAAGCUACGGCCUGACAAUCCAGACAGUGAUGACAGAGAAGUUGAUAGGAACAAGUGCUGUACCCUCUGUAACAUGUUCUUCACUUCAGCUAUUGUAGCACAGUCACACUACCAGGGCAAAACACACGCCAAGAGAAUGAAGCUGGUGCUAGGAGAGCCUCUGGUACCCCCCAGGACAACAGAGUCCCCUCCUGACUCUCUGCCUCCUGCGACGCCCAUCUUCCCUGGCCUGGGUUCCAUCACGGACAAUGGCGACUCGGGCAAGUUCUGCCGGCUCUGCAGCUCCUGGUUCAACAACCCGAUGAUGGCUCAGCAGCACUACGAGGGCAAAAAGCACAAGAAGAACGCGGCCAGGGCCAAGCUGCUUCAGCAGCUGGGGGAGACACUGGACUCAGAGGCUCUCAGAGCUUUGAAAAGCAGCUACACCUGCAACAUCUGCAACGUGAUCCUGAACUCGGUGGAACAGUUUCAUGCACACCUGCAGGGCUCCAAGCACCAGAGCAACCUCAAACAGCGGCAGUGGGAGGCUGCUCUUACUAUCAGUAAGGGUUCACAGCAAUCGCCUUACCCCAGGGAAGAAAGACAGGAAUCCUGUUCUGCCUCUCGAUGACAGCCCAACCCAGAAGAUGCUUCCUCUCAACGACAGCGAUGGAAUACAGGGGUGUUGCACCCCAGGAACAGAGGGGUGGGCAGUUACGGGGUGGCAGGGUGACUUCAGGCUGAAGGCCAACUCAACAAGACAAAACAGAAUCUUUAAUGUAUAUGUGCUGGUGAGAAGUGUCACAGUCAUACUCAUAUCUUUCAGGUGAAAAUAAUCCAUCCACCAAUGAACAAGAUAAACCAAUCUUUUUAUAUCAGUGUUUCUAAGGAAAACUACAGCAAUCAACAUCCUGUAAAUAGAAUGACCAUUACAUCAAGGACCUCCAGGUGGCACAAGUGUUCGGCCAUUUGGCCCAUCCUGCUUGUGCUAGCUCUUUGAAAGACCUAUCCAAUCAGUUCGACUUUACACCGAUGAUUUUUCCUUCUCUGUCCACCAAUCCAUCCACCGCUUCCUCGGGCAAUGUGUUCCAGGCUGAGCCACUAACAAAAUGCUCCUUCUUACUAAUUUUGGCAAUUAUUUGAAGUUUGUGGCUUCUGAUUGCUGGAUUCUUGCUGGAGUACAUUUUCAGAACACCGAGGGCUCAGGCAUUUAGUGCAGCAACCAUCUGCUGAAGGCAGAGCUAAUGUCGGUAACAGACAGGACGCUGUCUAAGAUUGGCUUUUUUUGCCCAGAGUUGUGUUCAAUUGAAUAGAAAGAGUAUCUGAGUAUCCAUGGUAGUGGCUGCCCAUGAGUGUCAUUUCCAAUAUGAUCAGGAGCUGGAAAAGUAAAGGACUCUUGUUAACCAUUGUCUUUAUCAGAGCAACACUGAUAUUCCCUGUUAACCAGUGAGUUGGAAGCAAGGAUUAAGCCAGAGAGCAGCAAACAGAGUCUACUUAAAUUCAUCACGUUAAAUAAACUGGAGUGAAAAGCUAGUCUCAAUAACGGUGAGCAUGAAAACUACCAAAUUGUCACAAGGACCCAUCUAGUUCAAAGUCAAAGUCGAGUUACUGUCAUACACACAAGUCCAUGUGUGCACAGGUGCAGUGAAAAACUUACUUGCAACAGCAUCACAGGCACACAGCAUCAGAUACUCAACAUUCACAAGACAAACAUAAAUUAAACAUAAUUAUACCAAAUUAUACAAGAAAGAACACAAUUGGAACAAAACACCAAUGUCCUUUAGGAAAAUAAGUUUUGCCAAACUUCCAACAUAGGAUAUAUGUGACUCCAGACCCA